AUGCCGCCCCCCCGGCCAGCGCUGACGCACUUUCUGUGCCUGCCGCUCGUCACGCCGGCGUCUCGCGGCCAGCUCUCCCGGAGCCUGGAUGACUUCCGCGCCGACGUGACCGGCGCCGCGAGCUUCGGCCUGCCCGAGGACGCGGUCCGGCCCCUGGGCACGCUGCACCUGACGCUGGGCGUCAUGAGCCUGGCGCAGAAGGACGACCUGCAGAGGGCGGUGGACGUGCUCAGGACCCUGAAGCCGAGGGAGAUCCGCUCGGGUGUCAAGCCGCCGAGUAUGCCCGGCGCCGCGCGGGAGGCACCGCUGGAACAACAACAAGCACAGCAGCGGGAGCAGGGGCGGGAGCGGGAGCAGGAGCAGUCCCUGGCCCCGGCGCCGUUGGUCAUCACACUGCGCGGACUACACACGAUGCAGACCCCUGCCAAGGCCUCGGUGCUCUACGCCCCGCCCGCGGACCCGGACGGCACGCUGCAGGCCUUUUGCGAGCGGCUGCGGGCGCCGUUCCGGGAGGCCGGGCUCAUGCCGGAGGAGGGCCGGCCGCUGCUGCUGCACGCGACCGUGGUCAACACCAUCUACGUCAGGGGUGGCGGCCGUGGCGGCCCAGGCAGGCGGAAAGGGGCAAAGGGCGGCGGCAACAGGCUGACUGUCGAUGCCCGGGGGAUCCUGGACAGGUACGACGACUACGUGUGGGCUGAGGGCCUGCGGCUGGAGAAGGUGGCGAUAUGCCAGAUGGGCGCCAAGAAGAGCGCGGACGGGGAAGACGCGGCUUAUGUGGUUGAGGCCGAGGUGGACAUCUGA
Messenger RNA from Thyridium curvatum, 801 nucleotides. RefSeq lists its product as uncharacterized. Gene Ontology annotation, cellular component: nucleus. NCBI's taxonomy places the organism in Eukaryota, Fungi, Ascomycota, Sordariomycetes, Thyridiales, Thyridiaceae. Gene Ontology annotation, biological process: regulation of DNA-templated transcription; DNA alkylation repair. The coding region runs from base 1 to 801 and encodes 266 amino acids. The record is from RefSeq and is a predicted model, not a curated record. The transcript has a single exon.